This is a messenger RNA of Mollisia scopiformis, 1013 nucleotides long. RefSeq lists its product as uncharacterized. Bases 158 to 784 code for a protein of 208 amino acids. The transcript has a single exon. The record is from RefSeq and is a predicted model, not a curated record. NCBI's taxonomy places the organism in Eukaryota, Fungi, Ascomycota, Leotiomycetes, Helotiales, Mollisiaceae.
CUUUAAUUUUUUCGAACUCUCGAUAACAACUGGAAAAUCUGGUGACGAAUUAUGAAUGCAUUGAACUGGAUAUUAAUCCGAAUCUAGUGAAAGAAAAUCCAUCUCAUGCCACAACGAUAACCACCUCUCGCAACCCAAACCUCACCUCACCAGGAAAAUGACCACCACAACACCCUCCAAACCACCCUCGCCCUCCACAUCCAUGAACCAACCCGACCUAAUUCACUAUGUCUCCUGGGGCGCCCUAAUAGUUUGCCCCAUCGUCGCCCUCCUCCCACCCCGAAAACUAGACUUCUAUACCGUCGGGCUCCUCGGCGGCACCUUUUUAGGUGGGAACCAGAUCAGCAGGGAAUACACAGGCAUCAGCAUGGUGCAGCGCAUCGUGCAUCGGGCAAAUAGUUGGACGGAUGCGCGGUUACCGCCUAAGGCGAUGGAAGCGCAGAGGAGGCUGAAGGAAGAGAAGGAGGCUAGGAUGGCGGGGGUGGAACUGGGGAGGAGGAAAGAGAUGGGUGUGCUAGCGGAAGUGCAGAGGGAGAAGGAGAGGGUUGAUAGGGGGUUGUUGGAGAAGGUUUGGAUGGGGAGUGAGGGGGAGGAUUGGAAAGCGAAGAGGGAUCAGAGGGAGAAGGAGGCGUUGGAUGAGGGGAGGGGUUAUGGCGGGUUGAUUAUGGAUCAGAUUUGGGAAGUGUGGAAUUGGGGAAAGGAUAAGAAUGAGGAGGCUAAAGAGGUUGACGAGAAAGUUGUUGCGGAAAAGAAAUCAUGGGGAAGCGAGGAGAAAAAGCGGUAGUGCUGGAGGAAGUGUUGGAUACCUUUUUCUGGGUAUACCACGACCUAUUGUGCGGUCGAGCUGUGCUGCAGAUGCCAGCCUUGUCAUAAUUGGCAAAGGUGGAUUACAAGCAUCGCUGCAUGCCUCUAGGACUAGGAGGCCAAUAUUUGUACAUAUAUUUUACUGUAAUAUAUCUACGCGUUAAUUAGCUAGGGAUAGCUGGCGGAAAGAAGAGGCACAAUCUCCUUUC